Molecule: messenger RNA, 4782 nt
Organism: Cydia fagiglandana
Lineage: Eukaryota; Metazoa; Arthropoda; Insecta; Lepidoptera; Tortricidae
Gene: Pex23
Product: tectonin beta-propeller repeat-containing protein
Exons: 7
Coding region: 182-4063 (1293 amino acids)
Cellular component (GO): membrane
Molecular function (GO): carbohydrate binding
Source: RefSeq, a predicted model, not a curated record
UCAAGUGUUGAGCAGUGUUGAGUUGUUGUAACUUCGAUUUGUAUCUCACCGUGAUUGCGAAAAGGAUUCGUUAAAAUGUUUUGCUGCUCAGAAAAAAUGAAGUUUGAAAAGUUGCGAAGUUAAAAGGGGGGUAGCUCUGUCUAUAAAAAUUAUCUAAAAUAAAGGUUGUAUAUUUUGUAAAAUGUCGAGUAACUCUUUAUUGUUUUCUCUUAAUAAUGAGGGCAAAGUGUAUGCAUUACCUACAAGUGGAUCAUGUUGGAGGGAAUUCAUGUACCUCGGUUUGGAAUUUAAAACUUUAUCAGCUGUGCCACAUUUCCUUUGGGCAGUGGGAGGGGACCGGCAAAUAUACCUUCACGUUCAUGGAUUAGAAAUCCCUAUCAGGGUACAAGAGGAGUCCUACGAAAACGAACGUUGGCUGCCUCUGGAAGGGUUCAGUGCAAGACUCCUGCCAACUGAUAGGUAUCACUUUUCUUCUCAAGAUGGCACUCAAGACAGAGCAAUACAUCGCAUCAGGUUACCCUCCAUGGCUUGGCAAUGGGAAGGAGAAUGGCAACUCGAACUUACAUUAGAUGGACACCCUUUAGACCAUGAUGGAUGGACCUAUGCAGUUGACUUCCCAGCCCAGUUUGGGCCCAGUAAGCAGUGGAAGUCUUGUGUCAGGAGGAGAAAAUGGAUCAGGUAUAGAAAGUUUAGUGCUAUGAACUCCUGGUGUGCUAUAGCACCCCUUCACAAAGACCCCACUCAGGAACCUUUUAUUGAUGUAAGCAUUGGAGGAAACCAAAUACCAUUUGCAGGGCCUGGUACACUGUCAGUGUGGGCAAUUACUGCUCAUGGGCGAGUCAUGUACAGAGCCGGCGUAAGUGCCACAUCCCCUGAGGGCUUGAAGUGGACUAACAUUAGCAUUCCACCUAAUUGUGAUAUUAAACAAAUAUCUGUAGGAGCUACAGGUUUAGUAUGGGCUCUGCUUUGGACAGGCCGAGCCAUAGUAAGAAAGGGUAUUACGAAGGACUCACCUACUGGAGAAGGUUGGCUAGAAGUGAAGUCACCCAGUGAAACAAAGCUCACUGUCAUCUCUGUGGGAUAUAAUGCUGUUUGGGCUGUUAGUUCUGACAAUAAAGUUUGGUUUAGAAAGGGUGUAGAAGGCAACAUGGCUGGCACUUCUGAAGUAUCUGCAAUGGGCACUGGCUGGUUAGAAAUCACAGGAAACAUGACUCAUGUGUCAGUGGGAGUGAAUGAUCAGGUGUUUGCUAUAGGAGAGUCAGACAAGAGCAUAUAUUGGCGAAGUGGAAUUACAACUGCAGAAUUAACUGGAAAGAGGUGGAGAAUGGUACAAGCCAAUAUGCAACUAAGUCGAACAUCAAGUUCUGCAAGCAUGGUUUCAUCAGCAUCUAAUAAUGCAAAGCACCAUAGUUUGACCAUGCUGAAUGAAACUACACAACUAAAGUCUCAUAUUAAUAUUCACAAUUCUUGGGAAGAAUCCCAUUCGGCACCAAUAGAGCAUACGCUGCCAAUAAAACCACCCAAGGAACAUAUUUCCAAAAAGACUACAGCAGCUACAGAUAUUGAUUUAACAGGUAAAAGUUAUGAAACAACUUUGAAAAAUCCUCGAGCUUGGAGUCCAGUGCGGAGUGUGGGCUCAGUGGUGGGGAUGGAAGCCCAGCCGGACAGUGACAGCAGCGUGUUUGAUGUGGACUCUGGUAUGUAUUUUGAUGAGGAAGUUAGUCAGACUGCAUGGGGAACAUGUGACACUAAUUGGACUUUUGUUGAGGCUGGUGCUUGCUGCAUUGAUCCCGUACAAGUGCCACAUUGGUUCACAGAUAGCCAAAACUCACUCAAUUCAGACUUGAAUGCUAAUUGGCGUAUCCAGAUACUAGAUUGUUUAAAAAAUAGAAAUAAUCAAGAUCUUGACCUCUCCGACUAUGGCAUAGCUAUUGAUGAGAAGGGCUGGACUCGCAGUUGUGAAGCUAGGUUAAUCACUGCUAACAAUGCUGGAGAGGAUUGUAUUCUUUCACUGUACUGGCAUGCCUUAGAAAAUACAGGAACGUUAUCAGUGUUUAAGCCUGAUGGUACAAUCAAAUUUAUUUUAAACCUGGGUGAAGUCACAAGUGUUAUGUCAGCCUCUGAACCAGGAAGUCCCAGAUUAGCCUUAACAGUGCCGCGACAAAAUAAAGAGGCUAUUAAAAUACAGUUCAUGGCAGAAAUGGAACAAGAAGAAUGGCUGAAUGUACUGGUGGAUAUCACGUCACAAAUAAACGGACUCUCUGGAAAGCCUUCUGCAAGUUCUGUGUGGGCUGUUACUAGUUCUGGUGACAUACUGAACUGGGACCCCAUGUCAAUCCAACAAAACACUGAAAAUAAAGGGUCUUAUAGCAAGGAAUACCAACUGAUAGGAAAAAAUAUAGUACCAGGAUUUGUUACAACAUUGGACAAUAAUUUCCCACCAGGCACCUCUCUCAAAAUUGUUGGCAGCUUAUUUGAUGAAGUUGGCCGGUUUCAUGUAAAUUUACAAGGUCCAGAGGUAAAAAAACAGAGGCAUAAAAUCGAAACUGAAGUACCUGAAGUUCACUUUCAUUUUAAUGUUCGAUUUGAUCAGAACACAGUUGUAUGCAACACAAAAACAUCUGGUAACUGGGGUCAGGAAGAGCGUUAUGAUUUACCUCUAGCUCCUGGUCAAGAAUUUACAAUAAACAUUAUUUGUAUUAGAGAGGGAUUCAAGGUUUUAGUUAAUGAGAAGAAAGUUUGUUUUUAUAGGCACAGAUUAACUCCAGAUAGCAUAACAUCAGCACAAAUUCUAGGCCCUAUGAAACUGUAUACAAUGGAAUACACCUCUACAAGUCCGAUUAUAGGUCCAGAUGAAAUGUAUUGGCGAAUGAUAGGAGGAUACUUACGAAGGAUAGAGAGUAGUCAAAAUGGAAUCGUUUGGGGAAUAACACACGACCACAGAGUUUGGGUGUACACUGGAGGAUGGGGUGGAGGUAUUUUGAAAGGAAUAGGCAGCAAUGAUGGCAUCAACUCAAUGAACGAUACUCAAACAUACUGCAUAUACGAGAACCAGCGUUGGAACCCCCUAACUGGCUACACGUCGGUUGGCUUGCCCACGGACCGCUACAUGUGGAGUGACAUUACUGGGAAACAUAAGAGAACAAGAGAACACACAAAGUUGUUGAGUCGCCACUGGCACUGGAUAUCAGAAUGGAUGGUGGACUACAAUACGCCAGGAGGCGUGGACAGCGACGGCUGGCAGUACGCGACCGAUUUCCCAGCGCCAUACCACGGAAAGAAGAUAUUCACGGACUGUGUUCGGCGCAGACGGUGGUACAGGAAAGCUCAGAUUAUAACGGAGGGUCCGUGGGUCCGGGCCGGGAGUACCCCGCUGCUGGAUAUAUCUUUAUGGAAUGAAGGUGACAACACUUCAGUGUGGGCCGUCACGCUCGGCGGAGAUGCGAUAUACCGGACCGGAGUCACAGUCACAGCUCCCGCGGGUACUCACUGGGAACACAUUAGCAAUCCACAAUCUUUAAUCGCAAUAAGCACGAGUUGCGGAGUUGUCUGGGCCGUAGGCCGAAAAGGAGAACUUUACUAUAGGGAAGGCAUCUCCACUGACAACCCUGCAGGUUCCAACUGGAAGUUGAUCGAAGCACCUAAAUGUACUAUUGGAUUUUCACACAAGGCGAAAGUUACUGCGAAGUCAGUAUCGUUAUGUAAUGGAGCGGCCUGGGUCAUUCUAACUAACGGUAUAGUGGUUGUCCGAACUGGCAUAACCAAUACCUGCCAGGAGGGAACACACUGGAAAUAUAUGACAGUUCCAUUUACGGACGACAAGAGCAUGCAUUCGAUAAAAGCUUUAUCACUGCAUCGAUUUAUAAUGCAAUUGUUUGAUAACGAGAUGACAUUCAAGCAAGUGUCGAGCGGGGAGCAAGGCGUGUGGGGAGUGGACUCUGACGGGGUGCUGCACCGCCGGCUCGGGGUCUCUGCCACCAAUCCGGUCGGCAUCGCGUGGCAGCCCGUGCUGUCCGGCGGCGGCGCCCUACUGCACGUCUCGGCCCGGGGACGCCCUCUUUAAAUGUACUCCGUAUUUAUUAUUUAGUCAUGUGAAAACGUGUACCAAAGCUUGACUAAGUUGUGGCCGAUUGUAUCAACUUGUCGAUUAAACGAAGGAACUCCUAACUUAAAUAUUUCUACCAAAGAAAAAGUAUUAAGUACAAUGACACUUCCAUAUUUCUGCUGCCCCCGCUUUAUAUGAACUAUUUUGUAUGACUGUUGUAAUUUAUCCGAAUUCAUAUCUUUCGCAGUCUAUAGUUGAAAAAAUUGGCCCAUAUCCCAUGCGUCCCUAUAAGGAUCUCUAAAAAAAAUACUUGUGAUAUAAUCUUCCAAGUUAGACUGCAGUUAAAAGGCUUUUAUUUAAUAUGCUCAUAUCGUGUUAAAUUUAUGUACGCCCCAAAGCUUUAGGUAAGCGAUUAUUGUAUAAUUAUAUUUAGAAAAAACGACCCAAUGAACUUAAUACUGUAUUUGACUGAAUAUACCUAUGCGAAAUCAGUAUGAUAUGCAUCGGCUUAUCAAAUCGUGCAGUUAACUGAACGUCACUUCGCACACAAUGCUUAACAAUAGAAUUGUACCUACCUAUGUUUUGAGAUAUUAAUUUUUUCGUCGCCAGUGAUAUUAUGAGUGUAAAAUGUAUUUCUAGUCAUUAAGGAAAUUGUUAGAUACGUUAUUAAGCUCUCAUUUUAAAUAUAAGCUUGAGCAGAACCAUAAUAUAAUAAAAAUAAUAUAUGCAUUUUACAA